CUUGUUCGUGUCUUUUUGAUUCUAGCCAUUUAUAUAUGUGUAAGAGACCAGAAUUGAGUGGAAUGCUAUCUUAAACAAGUCAAAAAUCUGUUAUAACCUUUACAUAUACUACUUAAAUGAAGAAAGGUAAAACACCCCACAAAAUUCCAACUGAUAAUCACCCUAUUCAGACACUGGUGAAUAUGUCCCUCAGUCCAAGCCGACCUUCUUCAUCAGAGUUGGUGGAACUUCAUGUUUUUUAUGUCCCUGAAGGAUCAUGGAACUAUAAGCUAAAUACCAUUUCAAUAGAAGUUGUUAACAAAUUCAUUUCAGCUGGAUUUAUAAGAGUAUCUCCUCACCUUACUUUACAAGCCCUGAGAGAGCGUCUCAGUGAGUUCCUUGGUGAAGAUGCUGUUGCAGAAAAAUUUUUAUUUCUGAAAUGCAUUGGAAAUAAUCUAGCUGUGGUGAAGGCAAAGCAAGAAUCAGAACUGAAACUCAAGUCAUUUGUUCCUCCAUAUGCUCUUCAGCCAGAAUUAUAUUUGCUUCCUAUAAUGGAUCACUUAGGAAAUAUUUAUUCAGCAUCAACAGUUUCUUUAGAUGAGCGGCAGACUAAUACCGGUGUUGCUGAGGCUGAUGGAAUAAUCCACAGACCAGUUAGUGUAACUUUGCUGAAGGAAGAACCUGGAACAGAUCCCAGUUUUUUAGUAAACACUUUGAAAGAGCUUCUUAACAAGAAUCGAGAAGAAGCAGGGGGAAAAGACACUCCAAAAGGAAACCAAACUGGAAAAAAUCGAAUUGGAAAUUCUGAAGUGCCAGGAUCAUCAGAAGAAUCAAAUAGUGAUUUAAGAAACAAAAAAAGUCUGUUUCUUUGGAAAAAUGAAGAUGAUAGAGUUAAUACCAUUAGAACCGAGAACAAUCAGAUAGGUAAGAAAGAGUGCAUCACCCUACCAGAUCUUACUGAUUUUCCUUCACUUCCUUGUCAACCUGCUCUUUCUCCAGUAAUAACUGAUAUCUCUUUAUUACAGAUUGAAAGAGAGAAGAUUAUUGAACAACUGAAACAAGUAAAGAAAGAAAGAAGAUAUCUGGAAAGAAUUAGAGAAGAACUAAUUAAAAAAGUUGAAAAACUAUUUGAACAAAGCAAGUUGAAGCAAUGUCACGCCUGUGAUGAUUGGAAGAAAAAAUAGUUUGAAACAAAGAAAAUCACAGCAUCGUUGGAGGAGGUUUUAACAAAACUGCGAGAAGAUUUAGAACUUUACUAUAAAAAACUGCUCAUGCAGCUUGAAGCCAGGGACAUUAAGAUGAGACCAAAGAAUUUGGCAAACAUCACAGACUCUAAGAAUUACCUUAUAAUCCAGAUCACUGAGGUACAGCAUGCUAUUGACCAACUUAAGAGAAAACUGGAUACUGACAAAAUGAAACUCAUAAUGGAUGCUAAGGUGAGAAAACAAGCAGUUUCAGAUUUAUGCAUGCUGAAAACUGAACUGGCACAGAAAAAAAUAACACAUCUGUACAGGCUCAGUUGGUUCCUGGAAAUGUGCCUAAUUAAGAACUCAGCAGAUGACUUCAUCUGUGAUGAAUCAGUCAUAUCAAAAGGGAGCAUUGGCUGCUGCAAUACAUUCUGACAAGGCCGGACUUUGUUCAUCAUAAGACAUCACAAAGAGAAAGUCACAAGCAUCUGCAAUUCCAGUGUAAUUAUAGCACCUGUCUUUGCACUUUGGAGACCAAGUUACAUCAAAGGUUACCUGUGGAAAAACACGUACCAUUUUAUGUAACAUGAUCAAAUAUGCUUAUUAUGUCAGUUUUUUAUUAUAUAUAUUUGCUUCAUACUACCCAAGAAAAAAAGAUCUAUUUACAUAUAUGAACAUAGGGUUCUAUAUGCUUAUA
Molecule: messenger RNA, 1863 nt
Organism: Herpailurus yagouaroundi (jaguarundi)
Lineage: Eukaryota; Metazoa; Chordata; Mammalia; Carnivora; Felidae
Gene: SPATA1
Product: spermatogenesis associated 1
Source: RefSeq, a predicted model, not a curated record